Pantherophis guttatus is the source of this 1998-nucleotide messenger RNA. The record is from RefSeq and is a predicted model, not a curated record. Lineage: Eukaryota; Metazoa; Chordata; Lepidosauria; Squamata; Colubridae.
AUGGCCCAAGAGCUCUACUGGGUGAAGGAGGACCUAAUUGGCCACCUGAUGCUCCAGGAAUGCCAGAUUGCUUUGACGCUGGCAGAGAGCACCACUGUCCUUGAGUGGAGAGCCAUGCAGUCCCUGGACCUCAGUGAGUCCCAGGAAUGGGGCACCCAACUGCUGUCACAAAGCCAGACCUUGGAUGGGCUGCCAGAGAGGGGGCCCCCCAAUCUUAGAGAUGCUGAUGAGUUCCUGCAGGAGCUGAGAACAUGGUUCGAGGACAUGGCCCCAGGACAAGAGGCCGAAUCUGAGAUCAGGGACCUCAAGCAAAAGGACUACCCCGCAAAUGAAUUGGUUGAGGGAACUCCUGCCCUGGAAACCCUGCCAGCUGCCCCUAGUGACAGCAGAGGUGACAGCAAAGAUGACUUGAUGGAGAGAAUGAGAGAAAAUAAGAUAGGAACUUCAAAUGAAUCACUGGUGAUCAAAUUCAUCCUGAUCGGAUUAUCAGAAUAUCCCAAAGGUCAGAUUAUUCUCUUUUGGUUCCUCUUGAUGGUGUAUCUCAUUAGUUUUCUUGGCAAUGGACUCAUCAUCAUGUUGAUCAUUGCUGACCCCCGACUUCAUACCCCCAUGUAUCUCUUCAUUUGUGUCCUUUCCACAGUAGACUUUAUUCUUACCAACAAUGCACUUCCUGAGGUUUUAGUGAACUGCUUCAUCUACAGGCCCACAAUUUCUUUCUCUAGAUGUUUGGUCCAAAUGUAUAUGGGUCUAUUUCUAAUUGUAGCAGAGUGCAUCAUUUUGGCAGUCAUGGCAUAUGAUCGCUUGGCAGCUAUAUGCCAGCCGUUAUAUUACACGCAGAUCAUGAGUUGGAAAUUAUGCAUUUAUCUAGUCGCCAUGUCAGUGGCCCUUGCCUUCAUGACGACACUGGUCAACGUGCUCUUGCAGCCCACCGACUUCUGUGGCCAUCACACCAUUAACCAUUUUGCAUGUGAACUGCAAUCUUUACUCAAACUGGCUUGUUCCAACAGAGUCAGUGAGCUCUUUAUGCAUAUCUCCAGUUUCUUUCUGCUAUUCCCUCCCUUUGGCUUCAUAGUUGUGACAUACAUCCGCAUAGGCCUGGCUAUACGACGUAUCAGCUCUACCCAGGGACGCAGAAAAGCCUUCUCCACCUGUAGUUCUCACCUUGCUGUGGUCAGUGUCUUUUAUGGAACAAUUAUGAUCAUGUACUUGAGACCUGAAGGGAAAUCCAUUUCUGAAAAAGACAAGGUCAUAUCCUUAACAUACGGGGCUCUGACUCCCAUGCUCAAUCCUCUGAUCUACAGCCUGAGAAACAAGGAUGUCAAGGGGGCAUUUUGGAAGCUGAUUCAAAGAAAAACCUUAAUGUAAUGUACACGUAUGCUCACCAUGUCCCAUGUAGGUUUUUACUGCUGACAAUCUCUACUAACCUUUUAAAAAGGAAUUUAAUAACCAGCAUUUCAACUCCUAAUAAACCGACGAGGGCAUAAGCAAUACUGAAUUUUAAGGAGGAAUGUAUUAGGACUUCAAGAUCUAGAACUCACAAUGCUUUGGCAGAAUAUCAGGUUGGGGAAUAUAUUCACAAAGAAGCUGAGAAUUUUAGGUGCCAAAAUACACCCCUAAAUACACCAUUGUUUCAACUUAUUGAUGGAUAGGCUUCUCUACAAGUAUAUAUGGUAAUACUUUUUAAAAAAUACUUGCUAUCCCACAGAUAAUAGAUGCUCACAGACAAGACAUCCAUCAAUAAGCUGAUCCUUGAUUUUCUAACCAAAAUACCUGUGCUGGAAGGUAAUGAGGAGGUGGAUUCCGAAGAGGGAAGGGCCGUAUUUCAUAGGAAUAAGAGAUGAUUCAGUCCAGAUAUUCUGUAUGAGAGAAAAAUGUGGGGAAGACAGCCUUAAUAGUUUACUUAAUAGUUUUCAAACUACAUUGUAGAAGUUGAUAGUAGCAUUUUUAAUACGAAAUAUUUUGUCUGUAGGUGUGAAACAAUAAAGAAAUUGCCGGCAA